CAGCAAAGGAAGAAUCCCGCUUCAAGUGUCUCGCCUGCGCUGCACAGGGCGUCUGGACACUCCUUACUGCUUUAUAUCUCCUCCAUAUACCCAUAUCUCCAUUUAAGUUAUCAUUUUGCGGUCGAGAAGCCGCAAGAAUCGCACUUAAAUGGCUCAAGUAGCGGGCGAUAAAGUGAUGACGGAGCUAUCGACCGUGACGCCUCCAGGAAGCAGUGGAGGCGAUGCCCGUCCGCGUCAUCGCUCUUCGGCCAGUCGGCAGAGUGUGCUGCCUGUGCUUCAGUUCUGGAAGGCUUUCGAUCUCGACAGUAAGCGCGUGUUGCUGGACUCGCAGGGCAGCACUAUGAAGAGCGAGAAAGAUGCGAGCGUUCGCUCCCGAAAGAAGCUAGCAGAAAUGACGAAGCAGUUCCGACGUCUAGCGACUGACACUGACAAGGCAUCAGGAGCGGGGCCACUUCUCAAGGCCUACCAGGAGGAAAUUGACAACUUGACACGUCGAGCCAAAUUCUCUGAGAGCGCCUUCUUCCAGCUGUACAAAGGCCUUUACGCUGCCCCUGACCCUGCUCCAGCUUUAGCAGCGGUCGCUUCAAGUUCAGGAACCGACGAUUUAGCUGAAGAGAACAAGAAAUUGAAGCGAGAGCUCAAGGAGUUCGAGGUCGAGUUCGCUUCAUUAAAGAACCAGGACAUCACUAUUCGGAAAUUGGAGGAGCAAGUCGCUAGUGCUGCGAGGGAACGGGAGGAUGCACUGCAUCAGCAAGUGGAGAAACGUACACGAGAGCUAGAAGAUCAGCUGGAGAACGCUCGACUGGAGUGGGCACAGCAACGCCGCGACUACGAACGCCAACUGGAAGCUUCUCGUGCUGAGCUGCGUGAGGCGUUUGCCAAGAUGGAUGCGAUGCAGUCCGAUCUGUUUGCACACAAACAACGCUCGGGGCUAGCUCGCAAUGCUUUUGAUGCCGAGAUGGAGGCUAUCUCGCAGGACUCAUUGUUGUCACAGACGCUGCAGUUGGAGAAUGCUCAGCUCAAGAAACAGUUGGAAGAGCUGCUUAGUGCAUCGACGUCUUCGGAGAUCUUCGAUGCCCGAUCUGAGAUGCAGGCGGAACAAGACGCUGUCGUCGCUGCGUUGCGUCAAGAAGUUUUCCGUCUGAAAGAGACUCAUGCGACUGCGAGUGUUGCUGCGACAGAGGAAGCCAAGCGACUGAAAUUUGCGCUAGAGAAUGCCCAACAAGCUCAGAAAGACCUUGAAGCGCAGCUGGCAUCGCGUCCAACUAUCGAGAAAUUCCACGAAGUGACGAGGAAACUGCGAGUUUUGCAGCAAUUGGAGUACAAUAUCGUCGAUGAGGACGAGGAAAGGAGCAAAACUUCCUCAACCGACGCAGCAGAGAACAACGAAGCUGUAGAUGGUCUGGAAGCGGCUACAGUUGAGGUGGAACAGAUCCUCGUGUCUCGUGUACGUCGUCUAGAACACUCGUUGCAAGAAUGUGAGCGGACGCUUCAAUCGCGGACAACACAAUUGCAACAAGCUCAAGGCGAACUGCGCGACCGUGAUGGUAAAAUUCGAGAACAAGCGACUUUAAUUCGGAACCUUGAGGAGAAUGUGGCGGCAUUGGAAAAGGCUCGACGAAACCGCACGGCGGGCGUGAUUGGUGGGGACAUUGGCUCCGAGAUCCUCCUGGAUGCCAUGGAAGACCAAUUCACUGGAACCUCUGGGUCCUCACGUGGUCAUGCGGUAGCAACAACAGACAGCUCAACCUCGAUCGUGGCCACUUCGUCGGACAGUAAAAUGCUGGAGAUUGUUCGUGGACAGCGUGAUCGCUUCCGUGAACGUAUGAAAGAGUUGCAAGCCGAGAAGAACCGUGUAGAAGAGCUUGCGCAGUCGUACAAGAACACAGUGGCGCGUCUCGAGACCGACAACAUGCAACUGUAUCACAAGAUCCGCUAUCUGCAGAGCUACGGUGGUGACAAGUCUGGACGUGCACGCAUCAAGCCCAACUUUUCUGCACUGGAAGAUGGCAGUGCAGGUGCAUACGACGUUGAAGCACGCUACCGCAGUAUGUACGAAGAGAAGAUGAAUCCGUUCGUGCAAUUCAAUAAGAUGGAGAACCAGCAACGCUUUACGAAUCUCAACCCGGUGGAUAAGAUCCUACUGACAAGUGCCAAGCUGCUACUGGGCCACCGAAUCACUCGCAACAUGGCGUUCGGCUACAUCCUGCUGCUACAUUUCCUCGUGUUUGCCACGCUCUACUCGUUCAUGCACGUAUGCGGAGUCACAAACGACUCGUAG
Phytophthora infestans T30-4 is the source of this 2281-nucleotide messenger RNA. RefSeq names its product CASP-like protein. Gene Ontology annotation, biological process: intra-Golgi vesicle-mediated transport. NCBI's taxonomy places the organism in Eukaryota, Oomycota, Peronosporomycetes, Peronosporales, Peronosporaceae. Gene Ontology annotation, cellular component: Golgi membrane. The coding region runs from base 149 to 2281 and encodes 710 amino acids. The transcript has 2 exons. The record is from RefSeq and is a predicted model, not a curated record.